Messenger RNA from Staurois parvus, 352 nucleotides. The record is from the annotation of a GenBank genome assembly. NCBI's taxonomy places the organism in Eukaryota, Metazoa, Chordata, Amphibia, Anura, Ranidae.
AGGUAUUCCCUGCAGCGCUUACCUUGUCCUUCGCUUCCGCGAUGUGUCCCCUGCAGCGUCCCCGGCCAUCUCCUUCGGCCGAUGUUGGCAUCCGGCUUCCGUGUUCCUGUCCCUGUGACGUUGGGAUGUCAAAUUUAAAAAAAAUUCAUUUUUUUGUAAAUGAUGUAUCAAACCAUUUCACAUACAUUUUGUCCCUACUGCUUUGUCCUGUGCCCUGCCUGCAUUUUGACUGUUCUUUCUGCCUGGAAACUUAGAAAAAUCCAUGGCGUCCAAAAAGUGUCCCUUUAAGUCAAAGCGGUUUUAGACCAGCUAGAGAACAGCGAUAGUAAAUCAGAACCACUUGCAGAAUUGA